Molecule: messenger RNA, 1719 nt
Organism: Cavenderia fasciculata
Lineage: Eukaryota; Evosea; Eumycetozoa; Acytosteliales; Cavenderiaceae
Gene: cct3
Product: chaperonin containing TCP1 gamma subunit
Exons: 2
Coding region: 1-1719 (572 amino acids)
Biological process (GO): protein folding
Cellular component (GO): chaperonin-containing T-complex
Molecular function (GO): ATP-dependent protein folding chaperone; ATP hydrolysis activity; ATP binding
Source: RefSeq, a predicted model, not a curated record
AUGAAUACACCAGUUUUUGUAUUAAAUACAAAUGCAAAGAGAGAAAAUCAUAAAGAAGCUCAAAAGGGCAUUUUUAUGGCAGUGAAAGCAGUAGCAAGUAUAAUCAAGACAUGUAUGGGCCCAAAGGCAAUGUUAAAGAUGAUUUUGGAUCCAAUGGGAACGACGGUUGUUACCAACGACGGUAAUGCCAUUCUCAGAGAGAUGGACGUGACACAUCCCGCUGCAAAGAGUAUUAUUGAAUUGUCGAGAGCACAAGACGAGAAUGUUGGCGACGGCACAACAUCGGUCGUUAUAUUGAGUGCAGAGGUGUUGUCGGCUGCCGAACCCUUGAUCGAGAAGCUUAUACACCCAACACAGAUCAUCAAGGCCUACAAGAUGGCUUUGGACGACGCACUCCAAUUUAUGGAUCAAUACAGCGUGCAAGUCGACACCAAGAACAGACAAGAGCUGCUCAAGGUGAUCCAAUCGGCGAUUGGCACCAAGUUUAUCGCCCGUUGGAGCAAUUUGAUGUGCGGUUUGGCUUUGGACGCCGUGCAAACAGUGCACAUCCGCGAGGAUGACCGUGAGGAGAUUGAUAUCAAGCGUUAUGUGCGUAUCGAGAAGAUUCCCGGUGGCGAUAUUGCCGACUGUCGUGUGCUCAAGGGUGUCUUGUUGAACAAGGACGUCACACACGCCAAGAUGCGUCGUAUGAUCAAGAACCCCCGUAUCAUCCUUUUGGACUGUGCCCUCGAAUACAAAAAGGGUGAGUCGGACACCAUGGUCGACAUCACCAACGAAGACGACUUUGCCCGUCUCCUCCAGAUCGAGGAAGAGUACGUCGAGCGUAUCUGCAACGACAUUAUCAAGUUGAAGCCAGACCUCGUCUUUACCGAAAAGGGUGUGUCGGAUCUCGCCCAACACCACUUUGUCAAGAAGGGCAUCACCUGUCUUCGUCGUCUCAAAAAGUCAGAGAACAACCGUAUCGCCCGUAUCUCGGGUGCCACGAUUGUCUCGCGUACCGACGAGCUCCAAGAAGCCGACGUCGGUACCGAGUGCGGUCUCUUUGAGAUCCGUAAGAUUGGUGACGAAUACUUUACCUUUUUGGAGGAAUGCAAGAAUCCAAAGGCUUGCACUGUCAUUCUCCGUGGUGCUUCCAAGGAUCUCUUGCACGAAGUCGAUCGUAACCUCCAAGACGCCAUGAGCGUUGCCCGUAACAUCCUCCUCGAUCCACGUCUUGUCCCAGGUGGUGGUGCCAUUGAAAUGGCCAUCUCCCAAGCUCUCUCUAACCGUUCCAAGUCGAUCGAGGGUAUCCACCAAUUCCCAUACAAGGCCGUUGCCAACGCCCUCGAGGUCAUCCCACGUGUACUCAGCAACAACUGUGGUGCCAACACUAUCAAGUUGCUCACUGAACUCCGUGCCAAACAUGCCACCAACCCCACCGCCAACUACACUUGGGGUGUCGACGGUGACAAGGGUGUCAUGGUUGACAUGACUCAACUCGGUAUCUGGGAUACUCACUCUGUCAAAGUCCAAACUUUAAAGACUGCCAUUGAAUCUGCUUGCACUAUGCUUCGUGUUGAUCACAUUGCAUCCGCUGUUUUCCAAACAAGGUGGAGGUCAUGGUCACUAAAAGAAUUAAAUAAAAAAAAAAUAGAUCCUAUAAAUAAACAAAAAAAAAAAAAGAGAAAAAAAAACAAACAAAACAAAACAAAAAAUUAUUACUCUAAAUCACAUCUAUGA